UUAAAAAAAUUUAAAUAAGAAGAACGGUCAAAAUUAUGCAUGGAAAAUAAUGACUGCGCUUAAAAUGGAGUAUGAUGCCUCCUUCGCUUUGUCUCCACCCUCUCGGAGCCACCUGAUCCGUCACGUCGAUCGCCCACGAAACUGCCUAGCUUACCAUGUGCAUGCGUAGCCAUCGACCGGUCACUCGCUCGUGUAGCAUAUACGUGCGUUGAUGUGAUCUCUCACCCGAUCCAUCGGUGUCGGUAGACUGGACUGGUAGUAGUAGACUAUUCUUCCUUCGAUUCGAUUAGACAAAUCGGAUGAAAUGAUAAAAUCACUCACGUGUGAUUCUCUUUUUGAUGGUUAUACUCACGUGUGAGUGUGAUUCGCUUAAUUAAGAAAAUAUGAACUAUAUUUAGCUCAAUAUGGACGACAUGAUGAGGAUGGAGUAGUUGAUGAUCGAUUAUUAGUAGUAGUAUAGAUUGAGCUAGCUCCAUACAUAUUGGAGUACGAUAUGAUUCGAUGGCGUAUAUACAAACCAUGACAUGGAUAUAUAUGAUGCAUGCAUGUAAAUGUGGUUGUUCGCUGAUUGAGAUAUCAAUCACACCAUUCGCAGUUCUCUUUCAUCAAGUUAAUGCCCUACGUUCGAAAGCAUUAUUUUUGCGUGUUUUUGUAAAAUAUAUUUGGACAGAAGUGUGUCUAGAUAAAUUUUGAAAAAAUAUACAUAAAUGCCUAGGGUUUAUUUGAUUCGGUGGAAUUUGAAUCCAUAUGAAUAGGAAAAAUGGAGAAAUAACAUUGUUUGCACACAUCAAUCUAGAGAAAUUUUUCCAAGAGGCUUGAGUACAUAUGUUAAUUUCUUGUGGGAAAAUAAUUUUUCCUUUGAUUUUUCUAUACUUUAAUCCUACAAACCGAAUGAUACUCAAUGGAAUUAAUCCUUAGUGAUCAAAUCCUCAGUUUUUCCUCAAAAAACGAACGAGCUCUUGUAGUGUUUCGUAGCGGAUGUAGUAGCAUGUGUGCUACUCCAGUCCGGUAUGCUGUGUUUGUUUUGGUCAUGGCGAGAAUCAAAGAGCUUUGCAACUCCUUUUCCUCAGCUGCAUUAUUGUAUAUUGGUAGUUCUAUCUCGAUCUCCAUGCGCAUGCAUGAUUCGCUGCACGCAUGUGAGAAGACUGUGAGAGGGCACUGCACUGCCCCGAAUGAUGAUGAACGGCUACGGAACGGAUCAUCAUGAGCUUCUCCUCCUGCACCCCUACCUCCCAUCAUUGCUCAACGUGCUACACUAAUCAAGGCCCAUGAAAUCCUAGGCCCAAGAUUCUAGAAAACCCACCUCUCCGGCCCAUCAAAAUACCCAGCUCUUCGGCCCAAGAUAAGAACUAUCUAAGCCCAUGUCGCCGCCGCGGCGGCGGCCCAGCUCGUCGGAGGCGGUCCAAGAGCUCGAGAGAGAGGCAGCCCAGCUCGCCGCGCGGCGGAGGCGGAAGCGAGCGUCACGUUGCCCACGCGAUCGAUUCGAUCGACGAGAGGAGAGAGCACGAGAAGGAGCAAAGGAGGCAACCGUUUAUUGCACCUUCACUGCGUGGAGUACUGGAGCGUAUGAAUCCGCCCCCAAAUGGUGCCAAAUCGCAGCCGGUGGAUCGACCGAUCGAUCGAUCUGGAGCUAGGUUUUCUGACCCGAUCCCGAUUGCGACGGAGACGGCGCCCCCAAAUCGAUCCAUUUUUUGCCUCACUUAAUCUCUCGCUAUAAAUCCACCACUCUCUCUUGUGUUGCUCUCUCUUCACUUGGUUGGCGGCGGCGCUGCGGGAGCUAGUAGUAGAUCAAGCUAGGGUUUGGAUCGAGAUGGCGGGGAGGGGUGGGAUGGUGGAGUGGGAGGUGGGGCGGCGGCGGGAUUCGGAGGACGUGAUCGUGCUGUCGCCGGGGCCGCCGGCGAGGAGGCGGCCACCGCCGGUGAAGGCGGUGGAGCCGGAGUCCGGCGGGUUCGCGUACGAGCCGCCGGAGAAGCUGUUCUACAAGACGAGGGUGUGCGAGACGUUCGUGACCAGCGGCCGGUGCAUGUUCGAGGACGGCUGCACGUUCGCCCACGGCGACGAGGAGCUCCGCCCCUCGCUCACCGCGUGCGCCGGCGGCUGGAGGAAGCCUUCGCCGUCGUUGUCGGCGGCGGCGCCUCCCGUGGCGGUGGCGCCGACGCCUCCGCCGGCGCAGGUCGUGCACGAGCUCCUCGCCAGGGGAUCCGGCUCCGGCGGCGGCGGCCACCGCGCCAUCACCAAGGUGUGCUUCGAGUUCAGGGACAAGGGCAUCUGCUAUUUCGGGGAGACCUGCGCCUUCCCCCACGUCUCCGCUGCAGAGAUCCGCCAGGGCUCAAGGCUGUCGUCGAUGUCGUCGUCGUCGUGGGAGAUGCCGGCACGGAGGAGCGUGGCGGUGACCGUGCCCAGGACGUUCGUCUCCGUGCCGCCGGUGGCGCCGCCGCCGCCGCCGCCCCACUACCGUGUCAACAACAGCAGCAGCUACAACGCGGCAUCCAUGGCCGCCGCGGCGCCCGCCGCCAGCGACGCCAACCUUGUCGCCCAGCAGCCGCCGCCGGAGCAGGGAGGCCGGAAGAUGACCCGCCUGGAGAUGCUCAGCCUCAAGAAGAUGACCGGCAUCUACGGCGACUGGCUCGAGGGGUAUGAGCAUCCAUAAACCAAUCGUCGAUCUCUCGCUCGCCAUGAUUGAUCGAGCUCCACCUGCCAAUUGCCAUGCCAUGCAUCGAUCGAUCGUUUCGCGUUGCUACCUUAGCUCAUCGAUCGUCGUCAAGAACCAGAACAAUUUUAUAUUUAAUUUAUUUUCCAAAUCUGCUCCCAAACCGAACAUUGAUCUUGUCAUUUUACCAUCCGUGUCUGUCGGACUCAUGUCUGUAUGUGUCUUAAACUGUUGUUGAAUUCUGUGCGUGUAAGCAGACCUGCAUUGCCGUCGUGUCGUAAGAACUGGAACAAUUUUAUCUUUGUGA
Oryza sativa Japonica Group (Japanese rice) is the source of this 2957-nucleotide messenger RNA. Lineage: Eukaryota; Viridiplantae; Streptophyta; Magnoliopsida; Poales; Poaceae. The record is from RefSeq and is a predicted model, not a curated record.